Messenger RNA from Mollisia scopiformis, 1932 nucleotides. RefSeq names its product glycosyl transferase-like protein. The transcript has 2 exons. The coding region runs from base 381 to 1757 and encodes 458 amino acids. Gene Ontology annotation, molecular function: UDP-glycosyltransferase activity. Lineage: Eukaryota; Fungi; Ascomycota; Leotiomycetes; Helotiales; Mollisiaceae. The record is from RefSeq and is a predicted model, not a curated record.
GCCGAGGGCGGCUGACGUGGCAUCUCAGGCCGUGCAAUGCAUUCAUUCUGAACCAAACAUCACAUCGGCAGGUCCGCAGAAUGCAAACCUCGGAAAUCUGGGAGGCUGGAUGGUGUUAAGUAUCCAAGUUUCGGUGGAUUGAGGUGCAGAUGAGGUCUUUUUGCGUGCGUCGCGUAAGAAGAAGUUGGUUCGGGGCUUUAUCCGACGGCUGAGAUACGAAGUGAGAUUGGGAAGUCCGUGACGAAUCAUACUCAGGUAGGCUAAAUCUCACGCAACAAUUCGAUAGAUUGGCAUUUUAAAGGUUCUAGUCUCCUGCUUCUACAGCUGUAGUCUACCACUUUUUAAUUUUGUAUCUGUACGCUCUUUGCUCAAAAUUGCUCAUGAUCUCAUCAACUCAAAGAUCCACGCAACCAGCAAAGACGCAUCUCGACAUGAUGACAACUAUACCCGCGAGCACAUAUCUCAUUGUCAGUGCUGCUUUCCAAGAUGCAGGCGACACAACCCGAGCCAUAGCGUUGGCCCUUGCCUUGCGCGAGUAUUGUCCCAAGGGACAUGAUCUCAAGAUUGACUUCCUCUCUUGCGGAAGUCGCUUCGAGCCCAUCAUCCAGAAUGCUGGCUUCAACGUCGUCCCUUGCCAGCCCCGUGUGCCCGGUCUCAGCGUCGCCGACGACCUGGAAUGGGACUUUCCCGAGUUCAUCGGCUCUGAAGCGCUCGCCAAAAACUUCAUCGAGGGCCAGCUGGAAGCCCUACGAAGAUUAAAGCCAGAUGUGGUUUUGCACGGCAUGUGGCCAGCUACCAGUCUUGCGGCUCGUUUGCUUGGCAUCCGUACCAUCUCGUUUCUCCCGCUGCCACUGCACCCAGCCAGCUUUUCGAACGGCCUCAUCCGCGAUCUACCGGACAUGAUACCGCUUUUUACCCGUCUCCCUCGUCCAGCAAGGCAGUGGCUUGCCUGGCACCUUAGUCACUUGAUGGUCUAUGCGCCGAUCUUCCGCCAACAUCGCAUCGGUGCCGCUGCCGCCGCUUGUGGCUGGCCCAUCAAAGGCCCCUUGAGCUUGUUUGAUAUGGCCAAAGCCGAUCUCAACCUCGUCAACGACCUACCUGAAUUUCAUGCCGACUAUUCUUAUCGACUUCCUGAAGACGUUGUCAUCACUGGACCGCUGUUUGCUCGGAUCCACGACACCAAAGAGCUUGAUCAAGAUAUCGCUGCCCAUCUUCACAAUGAUCACGGCCCUUCCAUUCUCGUUACCAUGGGCAGCUCAGGAACCAAGGACAUGGUGUUUGAGGCUAUCCGAGCUUUGAUCCUGGACCGACAUGAUAACUGGAAGGCAGUCGUCCUGGCUGCUCCAGCUAUCUGCUCGAUAGAGGAAGCCCGUGCCGUGGCCAACGACGACCCUCGAUUACUGGUCACCGAUCGAUUCAUUCCCGCUCCCGAAGCCACCCCACUGGCAGAUGUUGUUAUCAUGCAUGGCGGUCAGGGAACGGUACAGACCGCCAUCGCAGCAGGGACACCAGUCGUGGGGGUGGCAUUGCAAGUCGAGCAGCAGACAAACCUCGACAAUGUGAUGAAUGCGGGAGCCGGGAUCCGGAUCCAGAGACGUAGCUGGCAUCCCCAAGCCAUUCGGGCUGCGGUAAAGACAGUGCUUGCAGACCCCACUUACAAAGUCCGGGCGAUGGAGUUGGCAGAGACGAUUCGGAAAACGGAUGGCGCACGUACAGCAGCUGAAUGCAUGUGGAGGUUUCUAUUAAAGGAUGAAUGAAUGAAUGAACGGCGUAGCAAGCGAGAGCUAGAUUUGUUAAUUGGUGUUACGCGUGGAAUUUAAUUUCUUUCAAUUUAAGAAUUGUGGUCAAUUGGAUGCUCGCAUGGAGUUUUGUAGUCUUUUGGUAAUACGACAUCAAUAUUUUUAGAUCUUCAAUUUCCUGUGCAUAUCAGUC